CUGAGCUGUGCAGCUGCCACGAGACUUCUUCCCGCCCAUCCCAUCCCCCGCCCUCCCGGCCGGCUAUAUAAAAGCGGCGAGGACGACGCCUCCUCUAGUUCCGCCCAACCCCACUGCCGAAGCUGCCGAGCUUGCUUCCCGUACUUCUUCUGCUCAUCCGAUCGAUCCGUACCAACAAACAAAACUAACUCGGACUUGAUCUCAGCGACACGCACGACGACGGCGAACGGUGCUGCUCGCUAGCUCAGCUCGGCAGCCACCAUGCAGGCGCAGUCCCGCCUCGGCGUGAGCGGCGGCGGCGGCAUGUCGGCGUCGGAGGACGAGCACGAGGCGGUGAUCCGCGAGCUGACGCGCGGGCGGCAGCUGACGGCGCGGCUGCGGGCGGAGGCCCUCCGCGCGCUGCGCGGGCAGGGCCAGGCCGAGGCCACCGCCGCAUUAAUCCUGCAGGAGGUGUCCCGCGCCUUCACCGUCUGCCUCAACAUCAUGGGCUCGCCCGCCAGCGCCCCGCCCCCGCCGGAAAUGCCCGGCGUGGACGCCGCCGCGGCCGUGCCUUUUUCCCUGGCCCCGCCGCGCCGGAACCGGGAGGACAGCAUCCCCAGAGAGCAGACGGUGACAACCUCGCCGUACUACGACGGGUACCAGUGGCGGAAGUACGGCCAGAAGAGGAUCACCAAGACACACUACCCAAGGUGCUACUACAGGUGCAGCUUCCACCGGGAGCGAGGCUGCCGGGCCACCAAGCAGGUGCAGCAGUGCGGCGGCGGCGACCCGCCCCAGUACCUCGUCAUGUACUUCAACGACCACACCUGCGACACGGCGGCAUGGGAGCCCGAGGCGGCGGCGGGGGCAUCGGCGGCGAUGCGGCUGGACCUGCCCGGGGCCGCCCUGGUGGCGCCGCGGCGCGGCGGCCUGCUGGACGAACGCGGCGUCCAGGAGGAGCACGAGCGCCAGGUGCUCGUCUCGUCGCUCGCGUGCGUGCUGGGGGGCCAGCAGCAGUUCCACCACCAGUAUCCUCCUGAUGCUCCUGCUGCGGCGGGCAGCAGCGCCGCCGCCGCCGCCGUCAACGUGGCGCAGGCAGCGGGGCCGGCGCCGAUCGUUGACGCGGCUGCGGGGAUGCCGCGGCUUGACGUGGACGUGGUGGGGCUGGAUGUCAUGGACUACGACGACGUGCCGGGCGAGCUGUGCUUCGGCGAUUCCUACGGCCUACCUGGCGGCGGCGGCGGCUUGCCGUUUUGAGGGCGCAGGCGGCAGGCGCCACCAACUAUUCUCGCGCAACGACUCGAGAGCUUCAGACCAGCGGCGACGGAUCACUGAAUCUUUGGUGUACAGUGAUCUACAAUGACUACCGCUACAGAUACACGUAGGGCAUACGAAUACGACUACGUACGUACUACCGUGUCGUAGAAAAAUACUGUAAUUAGUGCAAGAGUUAAGUGGUAACAAGUAUACUUGCACUAGGUUACGGCCGGGGGUUGCGUUGCGUCUCUCCAGUUAAGUUUUGGUCAGGCUGGCGUGAUUAAUUUCGCACGUGCUUUUGUGUCUCAACCAGCACGUAGCUAGUAAUACCCAAUUGAUGUCAUGUAGUUCCUUAUCGUUUGGCUAUUAAACUUUUGCGAUGUUUUACAUGUA
Messenger RNA from Panicum hallii, 1629 nucleotides. Its product is annotated as probable WRKY transcription factor 64. Gene Ontology annotation, molecular function: sequence-specific DNA binding; DNA-binding transcription factor activity. The transcript is spliced from 3 exons. The record is from RefSeq and is a predicted model, not a curated record. Gene Ontology annotation, biological process: regulation of DNA-templated transcription. Lineage: Eukaryota; Viridiplantae; Streptophyta; Magnoliopsida; Poales; Poaceae. The coding region runs from base 262 to 1236 and encodes 324 amino acids.